AUGACCCUUGCAGAACUCUUCUUUGCCCUCGACCGUAAUCUUGAAGAUGUCGACUCUUUCUACAACAGGAAGUUCGCAGAGGCAUGCCGGCGGUUGAAUAUCCUCCACAACCGCUAUGGCCGCGUCCCCGACGUCGUGGCAACUCUUGACCAGGAUGAGGUUGAAGAGGUCAUGGGCGCCUUGCUCGAAUUGCGAACACAGCUGAGAAAUCUGCAAUGGUUCGGCGAGAUCAACCGCAGAGGCUUUGUCAAGAUUACCAAGAAACUUGACAAGAGAGUCCCACAGAUUUCAUAUCAACACCGUUACAUCUCUACCAAGGUUGACCCGAAGCAGUUUGCCAAGGAUGGGAACAUUAGUCGAUUGCUGGCUGAGAUCAAUCGCUGGUUAUCUGUUCUCACUGAUGCUCAGCAAAUUGACGAUUCCAUGUCGGAUCGCUCUACUCGCUCACUCGGUCGUGCCUCCGCCAAGGCCAUGCUCAACCUGCCACAGUCACAGUUGGACAUUUUGGAUCAUGCUGUUCGCAAUGACGAUGUCUCGUCCCUCAAAUGGGGACUCACAGACGCCAAUGUAGGCUCAGACUCGUUUGCUCACAGCUUGCUGCUCAAUCUUCUUCAGCGAUCCAUCUCUGCCCGUUCAAGGCAGUGCAUCACUUACCUCCUUACCCAAGUCAAUGAUUUGGACGAGCCCGAUGACAUCAAUGGCCGAAACUGCAUCCAUCGACUAGUCAUUCACAUCGGCCGUACAAAGUCUUCGACCCAGGAUGAUGAAUCGAGCGCGUAUCCCGUUCCUCUUGGAACACAGUUCACCAACCGGCAUCUGCAGCCGGCAGUGUCUGCAGCCGUUCCCGUUAAAGCUAUCAAUACUAGGGAAUCUAACCUUCUUUCAAAAGACGAUGAAGCAGUUCAAAUACUUAUUUACCUUCUGGAUCAGCUUAGUGAAAGCCAGCGUGCGGCUCUGAAGGGCCGUGAUUCCUUUGGACGUCUUCCUUUGCAUUAUGCUGCCCAGUUUGGAUUUGUUGUUGUCUGCCAAAUCAUCAUGAAAUACAUGCAGGAUUGGAACCAGUUUGACGCCAAGGACGGCAUUGACGCUCCUGAAUGGCAUGACAAUGAUGGUUUUGCACCACUCCACUUGAGUGUUAUUGGGGGUCAUCCCUUGACCACGCAGGCAUUGCUUCAAGGCGAAAACUGGCAGGGAAGUAGUGAGGCCAAGGUUCAGAUUCGAAAGACCAUUCCCAAAUCUGGCGCCUCCUUGGCCUUGGCCACAAAGUCCAACUAUGAGCCAAUUGUCAAAAUGCUUGUUGACGCAGGCGUAGAUAUCAACUGGACUGACAAGACCGGUGAAACCGCCUUGCACAUUGCAGCCAGAUUCGGUCAUGAAGAUUGUGCCCGUAUCAUUCUUCGCGGAAGCGGCUCCCAAAAGGCCAACAUGGAGCUUGCUGAAAACUCUUAUUCUUGGACACCUCUCCAUGUGGCAGCUGUCGACGGAGCGCUCUCUGUUAUACGACUUCUCGUUGAUGCUGGCGCCGACGUUUCCAAGCCCGAUGCGUCAGGCUGGACAGCUAAGGAACAUGCCGCGCUCCGUGGACACAUGGAUAUCGCUCGGUUCCUCGCUGGGCAUACCAACGAAGAGGAAGCUGCUGCGAGAAUCGCACAGGGCAUGCAACAGUCAAACCCACCAGAGAACUCAUCCAUUGACGGAAGGCGCUCCAAUAUACCAAACAGCAAUACUCCCCGUCCUGCCGAGCCUGUCAAGACCUUUGGACAUCGGUACCUCACCGACGAAAGCCUGGUGCUUGUGAGCCUAGGAUCGAUGGACACUAGAAAGAACACGGAGGCUGUUCAUCUUGACAGCGUGCCUCUCACCGAGGCGCACAGUACGCAGUUGGACACGGCUCUUUCCGUGGUUGUGAGCGCUAAUGGUGCCCAUGGCGACCCGACCACCAUUGAUCUUCCAGUUCACGAGGGAAUUUCUACCGAACCCAUCGUUUUCAAGACAAAAGACGCAACCAAGGUCAAGCUGCUGUUUGACAUUAUCCCAACCUACUCGGGAAGCGAGAAGAACAAGAUUGGCCGUGCUGUUGCGCUACUCCCAUCAGUAAAGAAGACGAUUGGCUCGCGGCGCAUGAAUCUACAAGGAGAUGUUUGCGUGCCUAUCAUGUCCAGUAACCUGGAAGUCAUUGGCACUGUCAAUUUCAACUUUCUGGUCAUUACACCCUUUUACCAUCCCAACAUCGAGAUUACAUCACGGCAAACAUACUGGAGGAAGGUGUCAUCCACCAUGCUGAUUGGUCAUCGCGGCCUGGGCAAGAAUCUCACAUCCAACAAGUCACUGCAGCUCGGAGAGAAUACUCUGCCAUCAUUCAUUGCCGCUGCCAAUCUUGGCGCCCAGUACGUUGAAUUCGAUGUCCAGCUGACCAAAGACCACGUUCCUGUCAUCUACCACGACUUCCUCGUCAGUGAGACGGGCAUUGACGCUCCAGUCCAUACCCUCACCUUGGAACAGUUCCUUCACAUCAACCCUGACAAGGCCAGAGAUCGAGGGUAUAAGAAUGGCGCCAACACCGACAGCCUUGAUGAUCUCACUAUCCGACCCCGUAGCAAUAGCUUUGCACCGCCGAAACGGUCCUUGUCUAUGGGCUAUGCUGGCACCGGGAAUGAGGAGAUGGAGGAGCGCAUGAAGCACACUAGGGACUUCAAGGCGAAGGGAUACAAGGCCAACUCUCGGGGAAAUUUUAUUCAAGCUCCCUUUGCCACCUUGGAAGACUUAUUCCGCCAGUUGCCAGAGGAGAUUGGUUUUAACAUGGAACUCAAGUACCCCAUGCUUCACGAGAGUGAGGAGCACGAGAUGGACACGUAUGCGGUGGAGCUCAACUCAUUCUGCGAUACAGUCUUGUCCAAGGUAUACGAUUUGGCGGAAAAUCGCCACAUCAUCUUCAGCUCCUUCAACCCGGACAUCUGCCUGUGUCUCAGCUUUAAGCAGCCUUCUAUACCUAUCCUGUUUCUUACGGACGCAGGAUGUAGCCCUGUGGGCGACAUUCGCGCGUCCUCACUACAGGAGGCUAUUCGAUUCGCCAGUCGAUGGAAUUUGCUGGGCAUUGUGUCUGCUGCGGAGCCAUUGAUCAACAGCCCUCGUUUGGUCAAGGUGGUCAAAGAGAUUGGUUUAGUCUGCGUCAGCUAUGGUGUAUUAAACAAUGAUCCCCUUAUGGUUCAGAGACAAGUAAAAGAAGGCAUCGACGCCGUCAUUGUCGACAGCGUCCUGGCCAUCCGAAAGGGUCUUACCAGUGGCGAAUCGACCGUCGACGGAUCCAAUGGCUCACCUACAUCGGAGGACUCAUUGAAACUUGACAUUGAAGAGAAGUAG
Molecule: messenger RNA, 3360 nt
Organism: Metarhizium brunneum ARSEF 3297
Lineage: Eukaryota; Fungi; Ascomycota; Sordariomycetes; Hypocreales; Clavicipitaceae
Gene: GDE1
Product: Glycerophosphocholine phosphodiesterase GDE1
Biological process (GO): glycerophospholipid catabolic process
Molecular function (GO): glycerophosphocholine phosphodiesterase activity; protein binding
Source: RefSeq, a predicted model, not a curated record